AUGGCUCGAAAAAAGAGCGCGGCGAUCAAGUCGAGUGGUGUGACGUCGUCCAAGGCGGCGCCGCUACCUGACUGGGUUAAAGGCGGAGGGCCAAAGCCUCCGCCAACGACCGCCACGCGUGAUGAUGGGAGCCAGCAGCUCUUUCCGCCUGGCUCAAAGACGCCGCUCAAUCUCAUGUAUGAGAAGAUUCAAAAAAUGCCUGGGUUUGAGAAGCCGGACGUGCAUCCUCGUCAUAACAAAGACGGAUUUUCGUGCGUGAUUACCUUGCGAAAGGUCAACAAGCAGGACAAGUCGAACCCGCAUACCCUGCGCAUGGAGCCGCUAGAAGAAGGCGCACGGCUCAAGUGCGCCUCGGCGCUCGAAGCCAAGCACUGGGCAGCAACCUAUGUGCUCUUUCGCAUGUUUAACCACCUGAGCAUGAACCGCAUGCUGCCGGCUGGGCCGCGCGAGUACUGGGCCGAGCUCGAAAAGGUCAAGGCGGCCUCGGCGCCGCACGAAAGCUACAAGUGGGAGCCGGAUCCUUUCGAGGCCAUGCAGAAGCGCGACGCGGAGCGCGAGGCCAGGAAGAAGGAGCGCGAGGUCAAAGAGGCCGAGCGCAACGACCCGACCAAGCGGCCUAUGAGCAAGGCGUGGCAUCGCGCGCUCGAAGUGCGCAUGGCGCCGGCGCUACGUGAGCUUGUCGAGGCCACCAUCCGCACACGGAUGGGAGACGUACAGGAAGACACGCUUGUCGAGGCUACGGCGCAGAUCUCAAUGGAUGCGCCGGCGCUCGACAAGCCGGCGCUCGAGCGCGACUUGACCAAGCUAGGCGUACGCGCUGGCUAUAUCCAGCGCGUGAUAGAGUGGCUGGGCAAUGCGCGCGCCAAGAGCGGCGACCGUGCUGCGCUGGCCGAGCUGCAGCGUGCUAACCCCCUUCUUUCGUCGAUCCUUUCGCUGCCGAACCGCGAAGCGGCAAUCGAGUACCUUGUGCUGUAUACCCCUGAGCAGGACCUCCCUCCUGCGCUCCGUCCGACCGCCGCAGCCGAGUCGUUUGUGACGAGUGCUGCCAAAGGCGGCGACCAGGAGAGCCUCGUAGACCGCUGGACGCUCGACAAACUCGUCAAGGUCGCCGGAUUCCCCCAGGCCGCCGCGGCCGAGGCACUGCGGAGCGUGCGUGCCGCAAGCGACGCAUGGUCGAUUCCCGAUCGCGAAGGCGCCGCGCUCGAUGUCCUGCUGCGCAGGCUGGUCGGUCUAGAGAGCGAUCUCGAUACAGCAGUCGCGAGUAUCGCAUCGCCGAGCGAGGAAACGGCGCAGCGCCGUGCCGACGAGCAAAGCGUGCUGGCCGCAUGCAUUGACAAGGUGACGCCUGUGCCGGAGCGCGAGCGCAUUACGCCCGAGGAUAUCGAGAUGCCCCUCGGGACGCACGACGGAGGUCAGGUGGCCCUCCGCUUUGUUGGCCACCAGGCGUCUGCCUACCUCGCCGGCGGCGCAGCAUUCCCGACCGUGUAUGUUACCGGUACCUCGCUGCCUGCCUUUCUGCGCCUCGCACUGACGCGCCACGCCAUGCAGUGCCUUGCGGAUGCCGACAAGCGUGGCGAUAUUUACGAUGCUUUGCAGGGUGGCGAGAGCGGUGUACUCUACCUCGUGUGGGAAGAGCUGCAUACCGUGCUGCAGGACAUGCUCGACAACCCCCCGCCCCUCGACGAGGUAAUGGCCCACUUGGUCGCGCCGAAGGAGGCGCCGAGCGACGCGCCAGCCCGGACUACCUCGGCGCCGCGCACCAAGGCUCCGGCUAUCCGCAAGAUGCGUGCCCUUGCGCGCGACGGGUCCGUCGACACCGCGCUGCAGUCGCAGCUGUCGUCGCUGCAUGCUUCGCUCAAGUACCAGGAGAGCAUCGGGCCAGUACGCGAGUCGCUUCCGGCGUACCAAGCUCGCAAGACGCUUCUAGCUGCCGUUGAGAAGCACCGUGUGGUCCUGGUCGCUGGUGAAACGGGUUGUGGUAAGACGACUCAAGUGCCCCAGUUCCUCUUGGACGAUGCUAUCCAGGAUGGGCGCGGAAGUGUGUGCAGCAUUGUCAUUACGCAGCCUCGUCGUGUGUCUGCGAUGGGUGUCGCGGCGCGUGUCGCGUCCGAGCGUGGUGAGUCGCUCGACAAGGAAGUCGGUGAGUCGGCUACGGUCGGCUAUGCGAUCCGUGGCGAGCGCCGUGCAUCGCGUAACUGCCGCCUGCUUUUCUCCACAACCGGUGUGCUGCUGCGCCGCCUUGCGACCGGCAGCGAUCCAGCGCUGGAGAGUGUGUCGCAUGUGAUUGUCGACGAGGUGCACGAGCGCAGCACCGACUCGGACUUUUUGCUGCUGCUCCUUCGUGACGUCCUUAAGGUGAACCCAAAGCUCAAGGUGAUUCUGAUGAGUGCGACAAUCAACCCCGAGACGUUUAUCGAGUACUUUGGCGGUGCGCCGUACAUGCACAUUCCGGGCCGCACGUUCCCUGUGCAAGAGCACUAUCUCGAGGAUGUCGUGCGCCUCGCGCAGUACAAAAGUGCAGCGCCGCAUACCACGCCGAAUCCCAAGGUUGACCGGUACAUUACGAUGGACAACCUGCCCGAGGACCUCGUGCCGAGCGCGCGCCAGCUUGUCGCUUCGAACCGCAUCGACUACGAGUUCCUCGCGCAGACUGUGCUGCUGGCUGUGCGCCGCGCGGAAAAGGUCGACUAUACCGGAACGCUGCACGGCCGUGCGGCGAUCCUCGUCUUUUGCCCAGGUGUGGGCGAGAUUCGACGUGCGAUGGACGCGAUUGCCGCACAGCACAUUGAUGGCGCUGUUAUUCUCCCGCUCCAUGCGAACCUUGCGCCCAGCGAGCAGCGGCGUGUCUUCCAGUCGGUCGGCCGCAACGAGCGAAAAAUUGUCGUGUCGACGAACGUCGCGGAGACGUCGAUUACGAUCCCCGAGAUUUGCUACGUGGUGGAUACGGGCCGCGUGCGCGAGGCGCAGUACGAUGCACAAGCGAGUAUCACGCGUCUGCAAGAAACGUGGGCGUCGCGCGCGGCAUGCAAGCAGCGUGCGGGUCGUGCAGGCCGUACCAUGGCCGGCGAGUGCUUUAAGCUGUACUCGCACGGCAUCGAGGAGCAUGUCCAGCGCCCCCAGUCCAUUCCCGAGAUGCAGCGCACGCCGCUCGAAGGUGUCGUCCUCCAGGUAAAGUCGAUUCAGCCGGAUGGCGACGUCAAAACGUUCCUCGAGCGAGCCAUCGAUCCGCCGCCGAUGGAAGCGCUUGCGGCGACGCACCAGAAACUGGUCCUUUCCGGCGCGAUCGAAGCGCAAAAAGGGUACUCGGCGCGACUCACACCGCUGGGGCGCCACUUGUCCAAUCUCCCGCUCGAUGUGCGCGAAGGAAAGAUGCUCGUGCUCGGCUCGCUCUUUGGGUGUGUUGAGCCAAUCUUGCACAUUGUCGCGCUUCUCGCCAGCCGUUCGAUCGUGGCGGCAGCUGCGCAGCGCGACGAGGAGGCCCAAAAAGCGCGUGCCGCCUACGUGAUCGGCAAUAGCGACCUGCUUACCGACGCAAACCUAUACGCAACGUACCUCGGCUACCGCCGCGACCGCCGCCCGAUGCGCGAGAUCAAGGCGUGGUGCGAGCAGCUUGGCCUGUCGAUUUCGAGUCUGCAGGACAUUGAAAUGACGCGCACGACGAUCCUGCGCAGCCUCGAGGAGCUGCGGCUGGUCGACAGUGCAUACGUCAAAGCCUGGCGUACGGACGGCCCGUCGUGGCCGCACAAGCCUGGCCGCCAUGCGCUGGACGCGAACGCGACGAACCUGAACCUGCUGCGUGCGCUCCUCGUUGCCUCGCUCUGGCCCUCGGUCGCACGGGUAGACCAGCCCUCGGCAAAGUACAAUGCUUCGUCAUCCGGCGCCGUGCUCAAAGAGGCAAUGGCCAAAGAGGUGCACUACUUUGACGAGCACGACGGCCGCGUCUUUUUGCACCCUGGCUCGGUGCUCUUCCACGCGACGCGCUACAAGUCGAACUAUGUGGCGGUGUGCAACAAGAGUGCGAAUGCAACGACCAACAAGACGUACCUGCGCGACGCGACCGAGGCGCCGCUCUAUGCGCUGCUCCUCUUUGGUGGGCCGAUGUACGUCGACCACAACAUGGGCGGCCUGACGAUCUCUACGAACGGCGUGGCCGGCCCCGAUGCGUGGAUCAAAAUGCGCGCGAGCGCACGUAUCGGUGUGCUGUGCCGCCAGCUGCGCCAGCUGCUGAAUAUGACGCUCGAGGGAGGUGUCGAGGACCCCCAGCACCUCUUGUCGGCAGAAAGCCAGCAGGUCGUAAAGGCGAUGAUUGCGCUGGUAACGCAGGAUGGGUUGGAGUAG
Messenger RNA from Malassezia japonica, 4338 nucleotides. It is a transcript of the gene ucp12, whose product is annotated as RNA helicase. Bases 1 to 4338 code for a protein of 1445 amino acids. Gene Ontology annotation, cellular component: intracellular anatomical structure. The record is from RefSeq and is a predicted model, not a curated record. The transcript has 2 exons. Gene Ontology annotation, molecular function: ATP binding; RNA binding; helicase activity. NCBI's taxonomy places the organism in Eukaryota, Fungi, Basidiomycota, Malasseziomycetes, Malasseziales, Malasseziaceae.